Messenger RNA from Colletotrichum graminicola M1.001, 1767 nucleotides. RefSeq lists its product as uncharacterized. The transcript is spliced from 2 exons. NCBI's taxonomy places the organism in Eukaryota, Fungi, Ascomycota, Sordariomycetes, Glomerellales, Glomerellaceae. The record is from RefSeq and is a predicted model, not a curated record. Bases 1 to 1767 code for a protein of 588 amino acids.
AUGGAGCUCUCAUCGCCCCUGUCGGACGUGUCCGCUAUAUCGUCUCCAGCGUCGUUUCGGACUGCAUUCCAGUCACCCGAUGUCGCUCAUGCAAAGAGCGCAACUGGAACUCCCGCACAACUCAAGCCCAUGUAUUCCCCCGCGAGCCAGCUCCCUCGCGAGCUGAAGGAGCACUGUCUAGUUUACUUGGAAGAGCAUCUCUACAGUGGCGCGCUCGGCCUCUAUCAUGGCCUCCUCACGGCAGGCCACUCGCGAAAGGACAAAGUCAAGAAGCCUGUUCAUGUCCCGCCGCCGGCCCACCUCGCCCUCCUCAACACGCUGGCCAUCCAUCCGAGCCACACGACCCGAGCCGCCGGGUCCGAACGUCUAGAGAUCGGCUCGCAGGCGCUGGCCUACCUGCGGAACCUUCUCGGCAUUGCCGGCCCCGUCAAUGCCGGCCUUAGGGAUGCGUUCCAGUUCCACGGCGCACAAUACGGCCGCCGGAAUCGAUACCACGAAGAAGAGGAUGUCGACCUCGAAGGAGACCAGAUAGCCAACAACAAACUCGCUAACGAGGAGAGCAUAUGGCACCGCGCGCAGGACUUCUGGUCCGUCGUGGGCUGGGCCUUCAACUGCAGCAGGAUUCACCCCCAUCGUUGGCGCUUCUGGAAGGUCUGGCUGGAGUUCAUGCUGGACGUCCUCGAGACCGACGUGUAUGAGCGGAAGCGCAUGGACGAGGACGCGCUUACCUCUCCGCAGGAAUGGGCCAACAUGAGCGAGUCCAUCCUGGUCAUGUAUAUCCGGCAGAAGACCGACUCCGGCAGGGGCGCUCUGAGGAUGAUCCUGCAGGCCGUGUUCGCCGAUGGCUCUACCUCGUACAUGGCUAAGUUUCCCGAGGUGUUCAACAAGGAGACAAAGGGACUCGCGAGCGACGACAAAAAGCGCAAGCGAAUGGCCACGCUCGACAUCGAAAACGACCAGUUUGGCGACUACUUCAACGACCCGACAGACUCUGAGCCUUCGGAAACGGGCUCGCCUGGAACAUCGCGCACCUCGCGCACACCGCAGACCAAGUCCGAAGAGGCCAUUGUGCCCGUGCUGGCCGAAUCCAUGCCUCUCCGCCUGCGGUUGAUGGAGCUCAUGUCCGAGGUUGCCUACAACCUCCCGGAGACAUUCAUGGACCACAAUGAUUACGCGACGGAGCUGUGUAGACUGCUCAAGCAGCAGCCCCUAUCGUUCUUCCAUCAAUUCAUCACAGAUAUGAACGUCUACGUCCAGCGCUAUGACGGUGCGUUCAAGAUUGACCUCCUGACCAUACAGCUGGAUCAGCUGCUUCCCAGCGGAUACGUGGAUCCUAGGAAGGUUUGCAAGGGCGAGAGCAACGGCAUCGUCAUCAACGUCGACGUUCUGGAGCAGUGCUACCUUGGUACGAAUGCUAACACCAUCGACCCGGACGACAACGCCAGGGUGGCGCUGAUCCUUGAGAGCCUGCUCCACAUACUCCCCGCGGAAGGCAUCAGGGAAGCCAGCGACCGGCUCCGCGAGGCGACGGCCCAAGGCAUCGAAGCGCGCGAGGCGAAGGCCAAGGGCUCAGGCAGGAGGGGCGCGACGACCGCGACCCGUACGGGCCGCGGCAGGAAGGGCCCAAAUGCGCGGGACCUGCUUGCCAGGGAGAUGAUGGACCUAGCGGGAGAGCGUAUGUUGCUUUACAUCGACAUCAUAGCCGCACAUACUUUUGAUAAUGGUGAAGAUAAAAAUGAUGAAGGGGACCAUAUCAUGGAAGACUGA